Pieris brassicae (large cabbage white) is the source of this 7434-nucleotide messenger RNA. It is a transcript of the gene tim, whose product is annotated as protein timeless. Gene Ontology annotation, molecular function: DNA binding. Gene Ontology annotation, biological process: DNA replication checkpoint signaling; replication fork arrest; DNA repair. The record is from RefSeq and is a predicted model, not a curated record. The transcript has 17 exons. NCBI's taxonomy places the organism in Eukaryota, Metazoa, Arthropoda, Insecta, Lepidoptera, Pieridae. Gene Ontology annotation, cellular component: replication fork protection complex. The coding region runs from base 1574 to 5161 and encodes 1195 amino acids.
GAUCGCAAGGGCGACCUUAGCAAGCUUAAGAGUUUUAGAGUGGUGUUUUGUUAUUUUUUGAAAUUUAAGUACUUCGUUAACGCUUAUAAUAUUGUAUGGUCGAAUCUUAUUAGGUCACUGCAAAAUAUUCUGUUUCAGACCUAAUUUUGUCAAGUUAAUCCACUUAUUAAACUUCAAAUUGUAUGAUGAAUAUAUUUAAUACUAUAAACAUAUUUAAGUUUACUACUUUGGAUUUUUUUUCAUUGUGUGAGCCUUUGGCGGCUGACUUUUUUAAAAGUAGAAGUUUAAGUCUCUUAGCUACUAGUUCACUACGCGUAAAUAUUAGGUUUACCUUUACAUAUGAAACUGAAGAUUUUUAUGAAAAUUUAAUAUAUAGUUAAUCAAAUUAUGUCCAAAUUAUCUAUACAAUUUUGCCAUUUUGACAGCAGUUUGUUUAUCCUUACUCUAGAAGUUUGCCGGACGGGAGGGAGGUGAUGAUAUCGACAAAACUGUACUGCCUCUAGGGACUUGAAUUUUUUUCAUUAAAAUUUUUUACAUUCUUAUGUAAAAGUAGAAAUCUGUUCGGGCAAGGUCUGGUGAGUAUGAUGAGUUUAGCGAUGGUCUAUCGUGAAGUGUGAGGUCACGCGUUUUCGUGGAGAAGCAAUGGAAAAAAGCGAUAGACCCGUCUUGGUUGUUGAUGUGCGAGCUUCUCCAUUAUUGAUUGCAAUUCUUGGCAAUAUACGUCUGCCUUUACUGUUGUGCCAUUCAGUAAGAAGCUUUAUUGUACAAGUCCGGCACUGGUCCAACAGGCCAUUAUCUACCUAUGAAUCUUUUUUUAGCGCACUGAGUAGGUGCCUUACACGGGUCCGGAUUUUAAUCGAAGGUAACAAUCCGAUUUAGAAUUCCCUCGUUUCUAUGCCGUUUCAGUAUUGCUCUGCAUGGUUUGACGCGUAGGUCUCGCUGUUUGUCGCUUAGUUCGUGUGGCACCCACUUAUCUAGCUUUUUUUAUCUUUUCGAUUUGACGCAAGUGCUUCAAUGUUAUUUCGUCAUUAACUCCAAGGCCCGCAACAAGCUCAGCCGUAGAUUGAGUCGGAUCCACUUCCACUAACGACUUCAAUUCGUCGUCGAGAAUGGUUAUAGGCCGACCGCGAAGCUGGUUCUUCAAUACAAAAUUUUCAGAUGUAAUAUGAUUGAACCAAUAAUGGAUCGUGUUUAUGCAAGCAGUGUUAGGCCACGUCGCUAAUGGUUCGUGCUAGUUGCGCAGCGUAUGAACUCAUAUUAGAAAAUUGUACGAAUUUCCAGUGUAUCCAUGGCACCAUAAACUACCACAAUUUCACGAAAUCAAAAAAAAUAAAAAUUAAUACAAAUGCCAGUAUUUGAAAUUAAAUUAACACGGCGCUCUCUAUUUGAAUUUUGAAUUGCCAAUUACAUAGUUAAAGAGCUAUUAUUAUUACUAUUUCAAAAAUGUAAACAUCUCUCUUUCAGUACUGUAGGUACUCGGUAGUUCAGUCAAAAUAUGUUAUAGGAAGAAAGACUUUACAUUUGCAAUCGUUCGCGGCACGCAUGUAUAUUAAAUAUUACCUAAAUGUAAAAUAUGGAGUGGGUUCUGCGGGGUCCUCAAAUUCACAGCACAUUCAGUAGUCUUGGAUUCGCUCAUGCAGAGGGAUAUCACAUACAUGAAAACUGCAAUGCUGCUUUGGAAUCUAUUCUUAAUAAUAUCCUGACCGAAGAUAAAAAUCUGCGGACAUAUAGAAGAAGCAUAAGUUUCGGGCAGAAUAUUAAGAAAGAUUUAAUACCGCUUUUAUUACAUGUAAAGGAUGACAAAACAAUUGAACUUCUGAUGAAGAUACUCGUAAAUUUGACGAUACCGGUGGAGUGUUUGUUGUCAGUGGAUAGCAUAUCGAAUUCCGAAGUUGGCAAACACACUAUAUUUGAAAUUAAUAGCUUAUUGUCGUCUACAAAAGCUGCCUUUGUGGACAAUAGAGCAACUAAAGUAAUAGUGGAGUUUCUUAAAAAGAAUUCGGAUUUCAAACAAAAGACAAAAUUAACAUUGGAACAAUGUGCGAAUAUAAGCAACACGUUAUUGUUUUUGCGGAAUAUUCUUCAUAUUCCAGAAGACGUUAUUAUAUCAUCUAGUUAUAGUGGACACAUAUUACAAAAUCAGAUAAUAUGGAAUCUUUUCAGUCAAAGCAUUGACAAAACUUUAAUAAAGCUGAUGACUAUUCAGGAUUCGAUAAAUUGGGGUGUAACAAUGGUUCAAUUGGUAGCUUUGCUUUAUAAAGAUCAACACGUGACAAUGUUACAUAAGCUCCUAAAUAUAUGGUUGGGAACAUCUUUGUCGGAGAGCUCUGAGGAUAAUGAGAGUAAUACGUCGCCAACUGACAGGGGGAGGGACGAUUCAUCACCAAUGCUAACAUCUGAUCCGACUUCUGAUUCCUCUGACACGGGUGCAAGUGGAAAGACAAAUGGAGGUUCUGUUUCUCCUGACAAUAGUUGGGUAUCAACCAGAAAUAUGGGCGAGCAGACGUUCCAAUUAGAGCCAAUGCAAGAGAAAUCCUGUUUUAUUAAAAAUAAUGAACAAGGAGAGAAUUCGUAUGAGAAAGAUAUCAACAACGAAAUCUUAAAACCCAAAGAGAAAACUGAAACCAAAAACCGCGAUGAACUAAUAAAUGAUACAAAGAUGACACUAGAAAAGUCAGAUUGCGGUUAUGGCACACAAAAUGAGAAUCAGGAAGUGAUUUCGAUUUCUAGUAAUGAAGAUGAUUGGCCAUUUAAGAAACCAGUGCAUCAGAAGCCACAUAAUCCUAAACAGAAGCCUAAUAAUAAAAUGCGAGCGAGUGUCACACUUCAAGAGAGGAAAAGAAAGAAAAUUGUGAAGCGAGGGAAGGCUAAAAUAAUAAACGUCCAAGGACUCUCACAUAAUAUGCCAACGGACGAGGAUAUAUCAAACGUUCUAAAGGAGUUCACUGUAGACUUCCUUUUGAGGGGUUACAACUCCUUAGUCCGAACCUUGCACACACAAAUUUUGACGAAUAUGCAAUUAGAAAUAGACACGUCACAUUUCUUCUGGCUCGUUACCUACUUUUUAAAAUUCGCGACUCAGAUUGAACUGGAUUUGGAUCAUGUUAAUUCUGUGCUAUCCUACGAUAUUGUACUGUAUUUGACAGCUGAAGGUGUGAAUUUGUGCGAGCAAUUUGAACUCGCGAUUAAGUUGGAUGGAUAUGAUUUGAAACCAAGUAUUCGGAGGCUGCAUUUGGUCGUGACAGCAAUCCGCGAGUUUGUUCAAGCUAUUGAAGUUUAUCAAAAGUCAAAUCAUAUUAGUCAAAAGGAUAAAGAGGUUCUUGUUCAAUUGCAAAUGAAAAUGUCUGAGACUAACGAACUUCGAUCCUUAUUUGUGUUGCUAUUACGUCACUAUAAUCCCAAGUAUCACUCUAAACAAUACCUACAGGAUCUUAUAGUGACAAAUCACAUUUUAUUAAUGUUCCUGGAUAACAUCAUGCACUUGCCAGACUACAAGGGUUCAGGAAAAAUGAUUGACCAUUUGAGACAAUUUGCAACCCCCGAAGUAAUGCACCAAUACGGGCUUCUACUAGAGGAUUAUGAGGGUAAUGGUGAAUAUGUAAACGAUUGCGUAUUUACAUUAAUGCACUAUGUUGGAGGGGAGCUGGGUUGUCUAAUUUCCCUCUACCAGCCCAAAAUACUUAAGACCUUCACGUCUAUAUGGAAAUCCGAGUUUGAGAUUUGUGAUGAUUGGUCAGAUCUAAUUGAAUACGUAAUAAAUACAUUUAUAAAGAAGCCGCAUAGUCUCCAACGAACUGCGUCAUUCCGAUUAGAUACAGAGAGUUUCGACGAUGAUAAAGUCCGUAAAGACCUUAUUGAUGAUUCGAAGGAGUUCAUGUUGGAUGUGAAAGAUACUGAUAUAUGGACAGAAGACGAGCUUUCGGCUUUCAAUUGGAUAUACAUGCAAAGUAAUACAUCGUCCGAUGUUGUUGGGGAAAUAAUAAAACUUUUCAAAGAUGACGGAGUUGUUAAAACUCGCGAAAGUGUGAUUAAACAAUUGUACAAACAGUCGAUAAUACAGCGCAAUGAAUUCGACAAAUUGCUAAACGAAGACUCAGAAAGAAAUACCAAAACUAAGACGCGGGAAGGAAGGAACGACGACAUUGGAAAAAUUUGCGAAUACAUAACCAAAGAUGGCAAAAGUAAUUGUCUCGAUUGGGUCCAGAAUGUUUUGAUUGAAACCUGCCACGCUAAAGUAUGUUUGGAGAAAAUGAGGGUACAGCAGGAUAAGGAGGAGGUGUCUGAGGACAAAAUUGGCUUCCAUACUACGCCGAAAAGGCCAAAAGACAUGCCUGUUAUUUCACCGGUUUCAUAUUAUUCACUCUUGUUCAAUCGGUCUGUCCCGUUGGUGCCGUGGAAUUGUGAACAGACCGCGAUAUGUAAGGACUUGCAGUUUUUACAACUUUUACACAAAUUGGGAUUUUAUAUGCCGGUUGAUACAGGCAAAAUGUUUAUAAGGAUACCAUAUUUCUGGACACCCGACUGUUUGUAUGAAGUUGCGAGUAAAAUUUCAUAUAUAGACAAAUUUGAACUCAAGUUCUCCUUCAGCGAUAUAUCAAAGAUAAGUGAUUUGAACUCGUCAAAAACGACUGUAAGAUUACAGGACCAACCUCAGAAUAUGGUCCUCACGGUGAUCCCUGAGAACAUUUUUCAGAUUGAUAAAUCAAAACACAUCGCUGGAAUUGUUAAUUAUACUCCCAUAGAGACGACGGGGGCAGGUUGGUUACAAGUUGUUCAAAAAUCACAUGAGAUCAAAUUUACCAUGGAUCGUGAAAGGACAAUAAUACACACCGAGAGUGAAACAGUGCUGGAGGAAAUUAAGCACCCCUUUGGUAUUCCGAUGGAACAGGAUGGGGAGCUGAGCGUAGAAGUGGCGGAUUCAGGCAAAGACGAUCCCAUUAGUUACAGCCAAGCUGAAUCCGAAUAUUAUUGUAACAGUAUCGAGACGGCAUCAGUUGCUUCAGAUCUCACAAGGAUGUACGUAUCAGAUGAAUAUGAAAAGUCCGAAAUUGUUCAUCGUUCAUCCGCAGACAAACACUUUCACGAUGACCAGAACUCAAUAGAUAUAGAUAGCGGCGCGGGAAAGAGAGCCAGAGUACAUUUCACAUCACCUUUUUCUUAAACAUUGUCACACACUGUACACAAAUAGUUAUACAGUGUAAACUUUAUAUAACGACACUGAAGGUACCUACUGUGCAUUUUAUGGCGUUAUAGAAAGUUGUCUUUAGGCGAAGACAAGAAAAACGUAUAGAUAAUCCAUGACUCCUACUUUUUAGUCAGUGCAAGCAGUCUCAAUUUGUAAACAACAGAACGAAUUUUUUAGAAAGUUCGUAUGCAUGAUGCCGACAGUCGAGUAAGCGACAAAAGAACGUACAGAGCUGCGCAGUUUUUACUAAUUUUAGCAACUUAAAAAGUACCUUAUUAUUAAUUGUUGUCGUUAUUGAGAAUGGGUGUAAUGCUUUGUAGAGUGUUUCAUUGUAUGGAAGAAAAGCUAAACCAACCAAAGCUAAUUGAUUUCGACGCUUUAGGGAGUUCGUAGACGGACAUUACAUGGAAUAUACACUGUUUUUAGAUGUAAUGGCUAAAAAUAUCCAUAUUUUAAUACUUUUCAAAUAUAUUUUUUUUGUAAUUUUUGCAUUAUAAAAAAUGUGGAAUAAACAUAGGAAUCGUAUUUGUCAAAUUUUUAACCUAAAAAACAUUGGUUAUCCUGUGAUAAGAAGAAACAAUUGUUUUAGAAUUUUGCGAAUAAGGCAAUUAGAAAUUCCCAUAAUAAGCUAUAUUUUUAUUUAACUACGCGUCAUUACUGUAAAAUUAAAAAGCUUGUUUCUAGAUUAAUCAUAUUUUUAAAGUAGUUUUUUGUCGUAUUAUAUCUUAAGCCUAUGUUACACCGGGGCAACACUGUGCGGCAUGCCAAAAGGUCGCAUGCUACAAGGUUAAAAAUGACGCACAAUUUAGCAAGAACCGUGCGGCAUAAUACCUUGCGUCAUGUGGCAGACUGUCGCAGCUUGUAUCCGGGCACAAUGAAUUCUAUGCGACAUUUUUCGUGCACCCAAACAGUUUGUAGGUUAUGUUUUUGUUUCGGAAAGUGAGAAUUAUCGGUCAUGAAGUAGUGCAACGAAAAAUAUUAGGUCCUUACAUAUGAAAUUGGCGUAUUUCGUACUGGCCGAUUACUCCGAAUAUAAACAAAUUAUGUUUUGCGUCUUUUACUUAUUUUGGAACUGUCACAAAGUAAAAUAUUAGGUACUACGAGCCCCGAUGCAAAAUAGUUCGUCUAGUGUGAAAUUUUCUCUGUGAGAUUUUUCUAACUUCAUUAUUUUUGUAUAUCUAUAUAAAAUAUUAAGCUGUUCUACUAUCACAUGUCGCGUUACUUAUGCCAUUUUUUAAUUAUAAACCAAUAAACUAUUUUAGCUUUUUAAAUUUUUAUAUAUAUCCUGUUUUAAAUUCGAAGACGUUAUAAGCAAAAUAGUUCGUCUCAUUGUUAAUCGAUGCAAAAGAGUUCGCCUAUCGGUGAGUUAAAUAAGAUUAUUCCUUCUUUGUACAAUUAUGUUGUAUAAUUUAAAUUUGUAUAAGUAAUUCCGUGUCAUGUGUCAAGUGAGACAGUAUAAAUUCAGCUUUUUUCAUUAGUUUUCAAAUAACAAUGGGUCGUUUGUGAAGAGCUUCGAAAGCGAAUAGUUUGUGGGGUCGAUGCUGUUAAAUCAAGUUACCAAAUAUCUAAAGACUUGAUACUUCCCAGGUCUACAGUCCAAUCUAUCAUUCGGCACUAUAAAAACAAAAGAACGACUUCUCCUUUGAAGAAAACUGGUCGACCACGCUUCACAAGUGCAGUAGAAAACAGAAUCCUGAAGAAAUUUAUAAAAAAUAAUCGUCGUGCUCGAGCUGGAGAACUCACGGUGCAAUGGAAGGACAUGAUUGCUAUGAUUCAUCAUAGCACAUGAUGCUAAACUCUUGGCUGUCAGGGAGUUAAUUACGCUUGAGGAGUGUGCAAUGUUGGUUGCAACCAUGCCUCUUCGCAUUAAAGAAAAGGCGACACAACUAAGUGGUAGACGUACUAUUUUGCGUGAGUGACAAGGGUAGACGAAUACUUUUGCGAUGCUUUUUAGAAUAUUUUGUCAUGUCAUGAAAGAAUUUCAGUUAUGUUAAAAUAAAAUUUAUUGUGGUUUACUUUUUAUUAAACGUUCUUAAGUAUUUUACCAAUACUUACUUAGACGAACUAUUUUGCAUCGGGGCUCGUAUUAUCUGUAAUAGAGAUAAGGUUUUAGUUGUUAGUUUAUAUUAGUAUUUAUAUAAGUUUGAUGUUAGCUUGUUAAGUACAUACCAAUAAAUAGAUUAACUUUAAUUUAAUAGAUUAAAUUAUGGUAUAAUAAAUGUCAAAAUCUAGAUAAAUAAAUCAUAAAU